UAAUUAUUAAUCUUUUUAUUUCAGGAAUCUUAACUCCAACACUCUUUCGUGAUAUGUCAACAAGUUUAGUUGGUGAUGAAUGGCGUCGAUUAGCACGUCGUUUAGGAAUGACACGUAUACGUAUUGAAGCUAUUGAACAUGAUUAUCAUGAAGAUGCACCAUAUUAUAUGUUACUUACAUGGUUUAAACGUGUACCACGUUCAUCAGAUAAAGUUUUAUUAUUAAUUCAUGGUUUAAUCAAUAUAAAUCGAUGGGAUUUAGCUCAAGAUUUACAAUCAAUUAAAGAUGAUAAACGUUUUGAACAAGGAACAUCUUCAAAAGAUGAACAAUUAAAAUUAUUUCGAGCACCAUUUAUGCGUAUUUGUCAACGUGAUGAAUGUAUUCGAAUAUGGAAACAAUUAGCAAGAGAAUUAAUGUUAAGUAAUGAAGUUAUUCAACAUAUUGAACAACAAUAUCCAUCAAAACAUGAAAGAUGUUUAAGAAGUUUAGAACAUUGGGCUUUAAAUCAACCACGAGCUGAUAUUCCAUGUUUAGCUAGAAUAAUUCGAACACUUGGCUUUAAGCCUCUUGCUCGUGAAAUUGAAAAUAUGGCAUAA
Messenger RNA from Rotaria sordida, 596 nucleotides. Lineage: Eukaryota; Metazoa; Rotifera; Eurotatoria; Philodinida; Philodinidae. The record is from the annotation of a GenBank genome assembly.